AUGUCAGGCGCAAAGCUAGUCCCCAACAUUCCCACCGUCGAGGGUAUUCCCAUCCCGCCGACCACCUCGAAGGACGAGGGAAGCUGGGUGAGACCAGAGACCGCCGACGAUGUCAACAACCCGGCCUCUUCGCGGUGGUAUCUCAAGGCACAGGCCUCUGCUCUGCGAUCCGGCCAAUACAUCGGCAUGACCCUCCAUUACCUCGCUAGCCCUCGACCACCAAACCCCAGCUUCACCCUUACGAUCCCGUCGCUACUCUCCAAGUACAAGGGCACUUUUACCCUCCAAUUCUAUACACCAAAGGGCUACCAAGAUGCUUCUAAGCAUGGCAAGCGAUACCCGGCAGUCGUCAACUUCCACGGCGGUGGCUUCACAAUCGGCAACGGUACCGACGAUGCCCGAUUUGCUCGCUACGUCCUCGAUACCUGCGACGCCGUCUUCGUCUCGGUCGAUUACCGUCUCGCGCCCGAGUAUCCCUUCCCGACCGCGGUCGACGAUGCUGCCGAUGCGCUGUUCUACAUUAUCCGCCAAUCGGCCGAUCUGCACAUCGACCCCAUGAAGCUUGCGACAUCCGGUUUCUCAGCUGGCGGCAACAUCGCUAUCACUGCCACGCUGCGCUUCAACGAACACUUGAAGGAAUUGGCCGAUCCCGAGAACAAGGCGCCCCCAGUUCCCGAACACAAGAUCCGCGCCAUUGCGACUUGGUACCCCGUCACCGACUACAGCGUCUCGCGUGCCGAGAAGCGCGCCACCUGCGUCAAGCCCGAGCACACGUUGCCUCCUACCAUGACCAACCUGUUCGACGGGUCUUACCUCUACCCUGGCGAUCUCAAGAUGGAUCACCCUUGGUUGUCUCCGUCCAGAGCCAGCAACGAGGAACUCAAGGAAGCCAUCCCGCAGAAUGUGCUGGUGUACACGUGUGAGUGGGACAUGCUACAGAAGGAGGGCGAGGCGUUCGCCAAGAGGCUGGCGGCCGAGCCCCUGAACAAGACGGUCCAUCACAGGAUGAUUCCCGGGGUUCCCCAUGGCUGGGAUAAGAGUCCGGAUCCGCUGAAGCCGGCGAUGCACACGCAGGAGGUGUAUACGGAUUGUUGCAGGAAGUUAUUGUCGAUUUUUAAUGCGGUUGACUGA
This is a messenger RNA of Neurospora tetraspora, 1131 nucleotides long. RefSeq names its product Alpha/Beta hydrolase protein. Lineage: Eukaryota; Fungi; Ascomycota; Sordariomycetes; Sordariales; Sordariaceae. The transcript has a single exon. The record is from RefSeq and is a predicted model, not a curated record. Gene Ontology annotation, molecular function: hydrolase activity. Bases 1 to 1131 code for a protein of 376 amino acids.